Messenger RNA from Oldenlandia corymbosa var. corymbosa, 754 nucleotides. The record is from the annotation of a GenBank genome assembly. Lineage: Eukaryota; Viridiplantae; Streptophyta; Magnoliopsida; Gentianales; Rubiaceae.
AUAUAUAUAUAUAUAUAUAUAUAUAUAUAUAUCCUUGUCUCCGAAUGCCAAAAAAAUGUUUAUAUUUGAAUUCAGAAACAUGGCAGCAUCUAUGAAAAUUGUGGCUUUUAUGGUAUCGUUGAUGGUCCUUAUUUCUACCGCUCAUUCCGAGAGUGGCACUGCCAGCUACUCCCAACCCCUAGGUGGUGGCCCACCCCCAUCUUGUUACGGAAUUUUCAAUCAGACAACCCUAUUUGCUGCAGCUAGUCCGGCAAUAUGGGGUCGUAACGGGGCCUGUGGAAAGAGAUACAGAAUAACUUGCACCGGUAGCUCAAAUCCGGGUACCCCAAAUCCUUGCACCGGUAGAAGUGUUGAUGUUCAGAUAGAUGAUUUCUGUCCGGCUUGUGAAACCACAUUUGAUCUUAACCAGAAUGCGUUUGCCGUCAUUGCUAAUCUUGAUGCCGGGAGGAUCACGAUUCAAUACAAUCAGCUGUGAUUGAUUAGCCAAAAAGAAUAAUGAAAACAUGAAAUCCUGCUUCAGUGUGGGAUCUAGAUAUGGUGCUUAUAAUUAAUAUAAUCGCAUCGAAUAAGGAAGAAAUUUGUUGCUUAUUGUUAGUCCUGUUAUUUUCCCCUUGUUUUUGUUUAUUGAAAUAAAAUGUCCUUUUUUAUCGUAAUAUCCAUUUUUCAAAACAUCGUUACGAUUUCAUCAGCAGAUCUCAUUUCGGAUUGACCAGACCCAGCAAACUUUCAUAAGAUAAGAUGAAUAGAAAAUGCC